GCCGUUCUGUGUUGUUCGUUGUAGAAAUUUUACGUUUCAUGACCGCGGGAGUGUUGUGUGUGCUCAGAGUGUACAGUAUAUUUACCAUCAAAUUCAUAUUCAUCCGUUUUUGUGCAAGUUAAAUGCCAAUUGCAGAAGCUGGCUGAGUGGGCACACAACAGAAACACAACGAAACCCGACUCAACAGGAUUUAUUUUAGGGAGCAUAGCGGAUGAAACUGCCUCCUAUUGCCGUGUUUUUAAAAGCCUGAGCGAGAGAAAAAGAGAGGAAGAGGAAGUGUGUGUGUGUGUGCGUGAGCAGUGUGAGGUUCGCAGGAGACAGGAGAAAAAUGUGAUUUGAAUUUUGCUAUUUUAAUAAGUGAUUCGAAGGAGGUUACGGGUGAAUUUGAUUCGCGGCCGAAAUUUGUUUUUAAGUCGUUAGUGUUUUCUUUCUUAGAUAUUAGACGAAGAAAAUAUUUGCAACGAUUCAGUGCGUUUGUUAUUUUAGAAGGUUAGUUCUUCGUAUGAUAUUCGACCUUCCGGGCGUAAAUUUCGGGGCCAGUCUAGUACGAAUAAAAUUGCAGCUGAUUGGAAAUCGAUUCGGUUCGGUAUCGAACGGGAAGUGAAAGAAGGGCAGUUCCCGAAAACCGGCAGCGGCGCCGGUGAAAAGUAUCCUUGUGCAAGUGUAGCAAAGUUUGGUGUUUUGGGGAGUGACCCCGCUGUGUAUAGAAGAGCGAUAGAAGCGAAGAAAAAACAAAAGCGGUUCCCAAUGAAUCUAACAUGGCCGUGGCUUGCCUGAAGACUUCCAGUCAACUCUAUUCGUCGUCUCCAUCUGCUUCGAUUUUGUCCGGAUCGUUGGGCACAGGGGCAAGUGGCACCAUGAACAGUGGCGGAGGACAUUUACAGAGCCAGCUGACACGCUCACUGGAGCGAAUCCUCGAGGAUGCAAACCUAAGUGGGGAGCUGAAGCUGAGCGGGCGAAAGCUGAAGGACUUUCCAAAGGCAGCCGGGAAAUACAACCUCAGCGACACGGUUAUUGCAGAUCUGUCGCGCAACCGGUUUUGCGAGCUCCCAGAGGACAUCACAUCGUUGGCCUUCCUGGAACGCUUACUCGUCUUCCACAACACGAUACGCUCAAUUCCGGAGACGAUCCGGGGGCUACACUCGCUUACCUAUCUAGAUUUAAGGAACAAUCAACUAUCGGUGAUGCCACGGGAAAUUUGCUUUCUGCCGCUGCAAGUGCUGCUAGUUUCGAACAACCGGCUCGUCACGCUUCCGGACGAGCUCGGUCGGAUGGAGGAGCUGACCGAGCUCGAUGCCGCCUGCAACCAAAUCACUCAUCUUCCUCCCCGGCUGGGCGAUCUGCGGAAUUUGCGUUCGCUCACGCUGCGUAACAAUCAGCUCGUCUAUCUGCCCCGAGAUCUCACGGUGCUGCAGUUGGUAUUCCUCGACAUCAGCUGCAACAAGAUCACUACCCUGCCGGUGGAACUUCGACACAUGAGCUCGCUGGUCGAUCUGGAACUGUCGAACAACCCGCUUACCUCACCACCAGCAAGCCUUUGCGUUCGAGGUCUCGUCCACGUGUUCAAGUAUCUAGAAACAGCGGCAGCCAAAGAGGAGAAAUCGAAGAGUGGUCUCGAUGGACACGCUACCCUACGGAGGUCGGCGCUUUCGUCGAAAAAUUCCUCCGGAAGUCUGUUGGAUGGCAGCCGGAACAGACGCGCUCACGUCGACUCCGGGUACAGCACGAGCGACGGAGGUUUCGAUGGUAAGCGUUGGUCCCAGGAAUAUCCGCACGAUAGUGGUGGCACCUACUCACCCAAAUGGUCGCCCAUUCCAAUGCACACAGGCUUCAGUGGGAAACCACCACCAGCAGCUUCAGUUGCACCAACAGCAGCAACCGGUACAGCUGGUCAUUCUAAUGUGGUUCCUCUGUUGUCAUCUGCAGGUGCAAAUGGUCUUUCAGGUCUGCUCAGUGGUGAAAGCCACGGGGGUGGAGGCAUAAUAGGUUCGCUUGAGGAGGAGUUCAAGAAAGGCAUCGCGCUGCAGGAUCAGCUCGAGCGAAAGAAGUUGUCGAAUAAGAAUAACAUCGACAUUUCUCCAGAAGGUGAUUUGACACUAGAUAGCGCAAAGUCCGAUGAAAAGAUGCGAACGCUAGGAAAUAUUCAAACUUACAGGGAAUACAAGGAAGCACUGCGUCAGCAACGCAAUCAGGUUGACAUCUACCGACCCAAAGAGCAACAAAUCCAAACACCCGAAAGCAGUGGAUCCACGUCGGAAUCAUCGCCCCUCAGUAAUUUCUCUCCCUACAACAAGUCUCAAGCCACCACUCCUUCGCCCUCAGUGUACAGCAACAGCAGCCAAAGUUCUCCCCUUUCCCCCCACCACUGCAACGUCCACAAACUGAACCAAAUCAACGCUAAUGGCGCCCACGCCACUAAUGGUUUCAACCAAAACGUCACCUCUAGUCCACUUCUGUCGCCAAACCGGAACAUUGUGCCGCCGUUUGUUGAAGAUAUCGCCAACAACAGCGGCAACAGUACCACUUCAACGCCCAACAAGCGACCGGUUCAAAAAGUCAUCCCUUCGCGAAACAUAUCCACAUAUCAGGCGAACCAGUCUCCCACCCAUCUGAACGGGAACCAUCAUCUCUCAACGAGUGCCGCCUCGGUUGGUGGUUCCCCAAUGAGCAAUGGUAAAAUACCCAUUCCAAAUGGUACCCCCAUUAAGACGGCCGUGUCCAACUGUACGGAUUACGCGUAUGUGAAGCCGAACAGUCCCUGCAAGGCGUCCACCGGCAUUCUGACCCACAACAGCGUUCCCUCUUCGAUUCCAAAGCCAACGGCAAACGGAGGUAGCUCGCCGAAUGGAAACCAGAAGCCACUCACUGCCACUGUUGGUUACGUGAAUGGUGUCAAACCGGGACAGAAACCUAACAAAACUGUCUCCUGGAAUCGGGAUGUGCCAAACGAUAAGCUGAGCUUCACAAUGCGGCGUGAAUUUGACAAGCAGAAGGAGGAAACAGAGCUGAUCGAACAGUUACGACAGAUCAUUGAAACUCGUUUGAAAAUGACUCUUCCGGAGGACAUUGCGCCAGCGCUAACCGAUGGCGUUGUGUUGUGUCACUUGGCGAACUAUGUUCGACCGCGAUCCGUUGGGAGCAUACAUGUCCCUUCACCAGCUGUGCCAAAACUGACGAUGGCCCGCUGUCGGCGCAAUGUGGAUAACUUCCUCGAUGCUUGUCGGAAGAUCGGAGUGGAUGAGGAGUUGAUAUGCUCCUGCCAGGACAUCGUACCAUCAUCUCCACCACCAACAGGAGCACCGCCCCCGUCGGUGGUUCUGGCCGAGGUCUCAUCGGACUGGCCGGAUCAACGUCAACAACAGCAGCAGCAGAUCGAAUCAGAUGUUGAUCAAUCCGUCGAACCGCCGAAUCCUUUGGCAAUGUAUCGUACCAUUGAGGCACUGCUGACUCGGGCCGAGUUGGUCACAAAAGAAUCGACCUGUGGUCACAUCGGUCGUCCCUCGUCUCCUCCCCCACCACCACCCAUUAUUGUCAACAAACCCACAACAACAACACUCACUGCAGCCAACACCAAUACAACAACAACAACAGAAGGAGAACAAGCGGUUGUACUCCACAGUAGCAAGGAAGAACCAAAUGGUAACUACCAAACACCUCCGCAUUAUCUAAGCUUCCCAAGUGCCACCACUAACGAAUCUAACAGAAACUAUUUACGUAACACUUCAACACCAAAAAGCGUCAAAACUCAAUUCGAGUUCCAUCUGGAACAGAAGCAAGAGCUCGAGCGGGAGGAUGUAAUGAAGGUUCAGGCUAGGCUUAGGGCUGUUAGUGAUGAAAUCGAUGUCGAUGUCCAGUCCGGCGGGGGAGGAGGAGGAGCGGAUUGGCGGAACGUCCCAGUCUCGUUGGAUCUCAACUCCGGUGGGAACGGUAGAAGAAAGCGCAAGUUUCCGAACUCUCGAUUCGCCGGCGCCAAAUCGCGGCAGCAGGGUUCGCUCGGGGACGGCUUGAACGAAAUAGUGGAAGAGUGUGAGUACGACAGCGACAUUGGGAAGUUUCGAUGCCGCCUGGAGGACGGAGACGGAGAGGAUGACGAUUACGAGGAUUCCGAGGCGAGCGUGAAUUCGCUGGAUGAUGAGACGGCUUUUACGCCCACGAAUGCCAACCAGGGGAUUAAUGAUCUGAACAGUACCACUCCUACGGGGGCGGGAGCGAGAACGAUUGUGGACUUUAACAUCAACUCGGCCAAGGAAGAUCCGAAGCUGGUGGGCAGAAAGAUCGUCAGCAAGCGGAUUGAGUUCUUCGAGAGUAACGCCGUGAAUGGGGAGAAGAUAGUGAACAGCGCGCAGCUGAGACGCAGUGUUAGCGUCGAGGACAACGAAGCCGAAGCUGCGGGGGACCAGUGGAAUAGGAAAUCGGAUCAUCCGGUGCUGUCCACUGUGCUCUGUCUGGGAACGUUCCUGUUCGCGGUUGUCUAUUUGUAUCUGUAUCCGUUGCCUAAUCGUUAGAGGCAAAACGCGAGGUGUUGCCAAUUCCAAUGGCUUUGGAAUUGGUUGAUUUUUUGUUAUUUUUACGAAGAUAUUUUCAUAUUUUUCUGUUGAAUCUAAUUUAUAAGAAGCGAGAAGAUUUCUUUUUUUUUGUUUGUUUUAAUCUCAGUACAACAAAAAUCUCUAAAAUUUUAUGUACUUAAAUAAGCAGCUAGAUUCUUAAUAUAUAUUCUUACUAGUUUAUAAAGCGUGAGCUAUCCUUCUCAACGGGAGUGAAUUGAUUUACUUCAAGUCAAAUAUUUGUGUGAUUGUAUGAGGAGUGUUCGAGUAAAACGAAACAAAAAAAAACAAACAAAAAGAUAAAUCAUAACACAAAAAUAAGUCGAUUUUUCAUUCCUUUCAUCAGAAGCAGAAAAGAACUGUUAAAAUCGUUACACAUUCCUAAUUGGUUAAUCGAUUUGGUAAGUGAUUUCGAUUUAAAAUAAAAAUAAAUUCCGAUUGGCUGCUCAUUGCAAAAAAAAAUCAUUCCAUUUAGUUAUCAAUCGAUACUUUUUGUGCUUUAAUAACAGUGUAAUUCCAAAUGAAAUCGAACUAAAAAUGAAACUUGUAUUUUUGAUUCGAACGAAAGUUUGCAUUCUGUUUGGGUUGGAGGAAAUAUGAGUUUUCCACAGCAUUUGGGAAUUUUGUGACUCAAGUGCAACUUUAAAAAAGGGCGUGUCGAUUUAGUAAGAGAAAAUUUUGAUAAUUUAUAUCUCAAAAACUAUGAGUCGUACCGAAAUAGUUUCUUAGAAAGAGUUAUAGAAUAUUGAUGUCAAAACGUGGAAAAAAUAUACACUGAGAAAAAAAAUUAGUAUUCUUUUUUUUAUUUUUGACGAACUUUGUGGAACAUCGAAUUUUUAUGAAUUUUCGAAACCUUAAAUUUUUGUAUGGUAACAAUCAUUUUUAGCCACAAAUUAUGAAUACUGAUGUGAUUUCAAACAAAAAAGCUCUUUAUCAAUCUCUUUCCAAAUGCAGCCAUUCUCGAGAUAUUUUAAAAAAAUAUUUCUAAUUUAUUCUCUUUUUUAUAGUAAACUAGCUGACCCGGCAAACUUCGUCCGACCCAGAAUGGAUUUUUUUGUUGUGAAUACUUUCAAAAAUUCAUGUUUUCUUUAUAAACGAACGUUCAACGUUCUAAUUGACCCUUUAUAAUUUCCUUUUACUAUAAGUUUCCUAGCAUUUCUACCAAAACUCGUCAUUAUAUUAUUCUCGUAUGAUAUUCACAAUUAUCGUUCAAGAUUCUUCAACCACCUCAAUCGAACAUCAUAGAAACGUUACGUGCCCCCCAAAACUUCCACAUGUCAAAUUUGGUUCUGUUUUGAUGAUUAGUUCUCGAGUUCUGCAUAAAUAUGUGUAUUAUUUGUAAUUGUAAUGAUUGUUAACAUACAAAAAGAGGAGGCGAUCUGGCGUAGCGGUAACAUCCAUACCUCUCACGCUAAGGGUCACGAGUUCAAUUCUCACUCCCGACAUUCUUCCGAAAUGGAAGGUAAAAGUGACGAACCAGCCAAAUGUGUUGAAAAUCACUAUAAUACAGAAAUAAAAAAAAACAUACAAAAACUCCAAGUUUCGAAAAUUCACAAAAAUUCGAUGUUCCACAAAGUUCGUCAAAAAUUGUUUUACCAUCUUGUAUCCAUUUAAAAUUUUUUUUUACAUGACUUCUAUUUUAUAUGAAGAAAUAUAAAAAAUAAUAAAAAUAUGUAUUUGAGAUAUUGCAAAUUAAAGCUUUUUUUUGUAAAUAAAAAAAGUACUAUUUUUUUCUCAGUGUAUAUUUUUUCACGUUUGGACUCUAUAACACUUUCUCUAAGACACUAUUUCGGUACGGCUCAUAGUUUUUGAGAUAUAAAUUAUCAAAGAUUUCUCUUACUAAAAUCGAUACGCCCUUUUCAAAAGUUACACUUGAGUCGAAAAAUUCCCAAAUGCUGUGGAAAACUCAUAUUUCCUCCACCCCAAAGGGAAUACAAACUUUCAUUCGAAUCAAAAUAUGUCAUUUGUCGAUUUCAUUUGUAAUUGCUCAACAAUGAAAAAACAACAAUCAUCACAAUUGAGUUUCAUUUCGAAUCACUCUCAUGAUCAUUUUGUACUUAUUAGCAUUUAGAAAGUAAAUCAUUUCACUGCUCCUUCUCUCGUCAUUCAUUCCGAGGCUUAAUUUUUUAUAUCGAUCUUAAAGAUUGUUGGUUUUCUUCUACUUGAAGUGUGAUUUCGUUUAUUUUAUAGUUAUUUCGCUUAAUGCUUAAGUUUAUUCCUUACAUUCUCUUGUGUGUUCAUUACAUUUUACAUUACAAGUAGGAAUGUUAUGGAGUAGAAUGAUUUUGGUAGUGUAAAUCUCAAAAGCCGUUACAAAUAUAAUCAAAAAUUACUUGAAACAUAUUGAUUUGGGGGAGAACAUCAAAUAAAACAAGAACCGCAAACAAUCAAAACGCAUACGAAAAGAGAUAUCAAAAUAUUGCAAGUCGAAGUGCAGAAGUAGUAUACAGGUAAACAAAUGGGAUCUCGUGAAUCUGAAGAUGCAAACAUUUGAUAACACCUUACUAGCAAACAAUGUAAUGCAGAGGAUGUCCCAAAUUAAGGAAUAUGGUUGCCUUAUUUUGUAAACAGGUCAGUUACCACUGGUGCCGUAUGACGACAAUUAGUGGAACACAUUCAAACACACUCACACACACGCGUUGAAAACAAACUAAACUAGAACAUCGUCGUAAGAUACGCGUCUAGAUAGAUGUUGUAAAAAAAAGAAAUAAAUAAUCCAUUAUCGUUACAAUCUUCAAUAUUCUGUAACAGAAAAAAAUACCAAACAAUGCAAACAGCGAAAAAGAGAUCUAUUUUCUUAAUUUUUAUCAAUCAAGAAAUGACAAUGACUAGAUCUUCUGGAGAACACUAUCGAACCUCUCUCUUGAUGUAUCUCUAUAGUUUUCUAGCAAAGUUUACCUACAAUUUUCAGCAUAAUAUGAUGUAUUUUUAGGGUUCAUAAUAUCGCGAAAUAUGGCAUUUCAACAAACUGUAAUCUGUAAUCUAUCUUAACUCAAUACAUUCGAUGAUCUAGUCAUAUGAAUCAGUUUACUUAUAACCUAUUCCAUCACUUUAGUUUUAAAAUCUUUUAGAUAAAAUUAAGAUUUCGAUUUAUUUUUAAAAAAUCGGGCUACGUUUUAAAACAAAUUAUUAUUGAUUUUUUCGCAUACAAGCGUUUGCAAAUGAAGCUAUAACAAUUAUUUUGCCAAAAAGAACUUCACGUUCAAAGGAGUAAUAUUAAUCAGGAUUGCCUUGUUUUUUUUUGUUUAUUUUCAUAUACAUUGUUUAUUUUAUGAGUACUAAUAAGUGAACCGAGAAUAAUAAGCUCUCAGCAAAAAAGAAACAAAAUCAAAACAAUAAUGUUUAGCACAAGUGGGAAUCGGUUUGCACCAAAUUUCUCGCUGGUUGAGAAGCGAAAAUAACUACAACAGUUCCAUAACGCGCCAUGUUCAAUAACGUAUUUUGGCAAAAUACACACACACACACACACACAUAUAUUAUCGAACUAUUACUCGUAAUCGUUUAUAUGGAUCUAUAGGUUUUUCUAAGGCCAAUAAUUUUAGCUCGUACCAUAUUUAUUCGCUACAUUUAUACCAUUAGGUUCCGGCUUGGAAGCCGGAAAAUGUGUUGCUUUGUAGACUAGGUCAUGUAUCAACUGUUAGGAGGAAUAGGCUUGUUGGGCUGCACCAAUCUGUUUUUUCCACCAAAAUUUUACUAAAGAGAUAAUGAUUGGAAGAACUUAGGGUUGCAGCAUUGUAGGAAUUGAAAUAAAAAGAAGAAAAAAAACUGAACGUUUAGGUAUUUUACACCCCCUCCCCCAAUAUACAAACAUACACAAAAUUCUACUCGUUUUAGGAAGAAAGGGAUAAACUAUGUUAGGCCCUAUGUUAGAGGAUCCUAUUUAAUCACUCGUUUUAGGCAGACUGAGUAGUAGACGGAAAUCUGCUAGUAUUUCUCGCGCAGCUUUACACCUAUGUAGACUAUUCUGCAGCUAUGAUACAAUAAGUUCCGUUGCCGAAGAAAAUAAAAGAAGUUCGGCUAUUAUGCCUCAUGUUGCUUUAUCUUUAAUUUAUACACACAAACACACACACACUGUACACUAAAUAAAUAAUGCGAAAAUAAUGUUCUGUUUGAUCUGUUUGAUGAGAAGUGUUUCAUAAUAUACUAAUUAAAGUUUGAAUCGACUGGAUGGGAUGAUGAUGUGACGGUAUUUUGACACUAACCCACAGUCUUCAAUAUACUUUGUCACGUUGGCCAUUAGCAAACUACUGAGGUAUUAAUGCACAAGAUUUUGGCGAAAAAUUGCGUUUUUCGGGAAUACAGGCGAUGCGAGUAUGAUUAUUAUUGUUUGUUCUGUAGAAACUUGAAACUUCUUCGCCUCUAUAUUGGGCCUGGAAAUCGAAAAUCGAAAUAAUGGUCGCGUCACGAAAAACGUCCAAUUUCUUGCGUUCCUCGCUCAGUGAUUCCUCGAUGGAUUUACAAGAUUUUUUGCACCAAUCGAUCUGAACACCCCAUAACAAACUAUUGCAUAAUGGAAAAGUUUAAAUUUUUCAACAGUCAGUUUGUUCAAAUAGCGUUGAAAUAAGAGUUUUGAAUUUUUCUAAUAGGCCUUUUUCAAGACUAGCUGCGAAUGAACUUUGCAGUUUAUAACCUCUAUAAUUAAAAAAACAAUCCAAUUCAAACUAAACUUGAAAUCAGUAGGGGUAAGGCCGUUGUGGCGAGUGAUCGACUGCAACUGCGGCGUAUCUUCAUCAAAUAUACUAAAAAUCGGCAUGCAACAAAUAUCGUAACGUAACCCAACGUCAACUGCACGGUCGUGAGUCGAACACAACCAUUCAACUUUUUUAAUAGGUUAGUAUAUUGUCGAUAUAUUGAUUUGUGAAAAGGACAAGAAGAAGUUAACCAGCUACCAGCUACCUUGCUGGUGGUAUCGGUUCUGAAGCAACGGGGUGUCGUAGCGCAAGUUCCAAUGAAUAUUCUGAAACUUUAGAACAAUACCUAAAGCGUUACAUAGGGGUUUUAAAAAAUUCGAAAAAUUGCCAAAACGUUUGGUUGAAAAUGAGUUAUUUUUCAUGAAAUAUCGCAGUUUAGAAGCUCAUAAAAAAUCGAAAAAAUGAGAUAUCAAAAAACGGCUAUGUAACGCCUCAGACAAUCCAUUUUUACAUGCUGAUAGAAAAUUUCAGCCAAAUCAGUCGAGUGGAUCCUGAGAUAUCGAUACCACCAGUUGGAAAAACAUGGUUUCGAGAAAAAACGCCUUUCAAAAUUCGUGCAACACUGCAAUAUUUCUUGAGGUGACUUCAUACUCUUGGCUGUAACCUUCCAACGAAACGAAAAUCGAAAAACGAAAUAUCGAAAAAUCCAACAUUUCUGAGGGCAUAAGCAUCCCGAAAAUGCAAAAAACAAAAAUUCGAUUUUACAGACCGGGGAGCGCCUUUUAUAUGGAGGAGACCCUUAAGGGCCAGUCACCAGGGGAAGAUAAAAUGUUACACCUCUAUACAAAACAUCCACUGCUAGCCAAGAUUCCAAAAUUUCAAGAUAGCAUUGACGACAUUUAGAUUCGUUUUGCGAGUUUGAGAAGCGACAAAGGCGAUAAUAGAUUUUUGAGGAGGAAUAGACACAUUUUUAAAAUGAAAAAUAUGAAUGAAAAAAGGUACUCUAUGUAAAAAAGUAAAAUGCUUUUUACGCGAAUUGUGAAGAAACAUAUAUGAAAAAUGUGAUUGAUAAUGUUUGUAUAUUGUAAUGAUAAGUUUUAGUGGAAAUAUCAGGAAAUGUAUCGACGAAUGGUUAAGUAACAGUCAGGCGGCCAUGUAUCAAGUGAUCAAAUAACCUGAAGUUAAAACUUCCAUUCAAAGUUUGAACAAUGUAAAACUACCUUCGGGCUUGGUAAUCUGAUAAACAACAAUUUGCCUCCCUGACAGCAAAACAGCAAAAGCUCUCUCAUUGCCCGUUGAACGAAGCCUGCAUUUGAUUUGUGUAUCACGUGUAUGUCAGUGUCUCUCAGAUCUUCUACAUAACAUCACAUAGAGAGAAUCGUCAAAAGCUGUCAACACUUUUCGUUUCAAAUGGUUCUGUCCUCGAUUUGCGAUUGAUCUGCGCAACCAACUUGCACCUGAUAUCGACCAAAAACUAUAUACACUUCUGCUCCUAAAUUCCGCUUGAGGUGGGAGCGAACCCUAGCACAUGCCACAGUAAAACUGUAUUCAAAUAAAGGCAGUGUAUGUCCGUAUUCUAAAAUUCUGGAUAUUCUUAUUCUGGCACUGGCACGAAAAUUUCCCGUAUGCUGUAGGCACCUUCUUUGUCUCACUACACUUUGAUACAGAAUACAGGUACCUUUUAAUCGAGCUGUGUAGUGAACGUGAACGAAAUUACCCUACUGUUUCACAAUAUCUUCCAUUCAUUCCAUUUCUGUAUCGAGCUGCUUGUGCAUAUGUGUGUGAAAUCAGCAUUAACCUUUUCACGACCACGGGGACGCCGAUGUCCCAAGCAAAAAUCAUGGAUUAAUUAAAUAUUUACGUAACCAUUGUAAAUAAUUUUUUUUAUUUUAAUAUUUCGGAAUUUACCUUUUUAUUAUUUCUACUGGCGAUACAUAAUAGUGACCAUAGGCGCAUAUUUGUCCCAUAAAUUUAAAAAAAAAAUGUAAAAGUUUUUUGAAUUUUUAAUAUAAAUUAUGUUUUCAGGGUGCCUAUUAAUUCAUUACAUCCUUAUGGUCCUGAAAGGGUUAAGCAUGAAUGGUGUCCGCUCGUUGUGUUGCGCUUGCUAGCUCGGUCGCGACCGUGAUUUCAAAUCACGGACGGCUUAUUUAUACCAAAUAAGUUGCCAGAACAAGCAGAAACGAAUGAAUUAAUUGCUCGUAAGGGUACGGAAAGGUAAGCACACAAAUCGACAGAACAAAUGUAUGGAAAAAUGAGAAUGCUUCCAGUUUUCAUUAAUUGAAACAGUUGAGGGAUCAGGGAACUGUAAUGUAUACCGUAUCAAACAAAUAUUAGAGAGAUUCCGAUUCGAUUGGUAUGAUAAUCACCAGAAUUCGCAGUGAAAAAUAGUUAACUUUAUUCCAUAAAAACGUGACCUAUUUUUUGAUUUGGUGCCUUUUCUGAAAAACGUAGCCCUAAGUCAAAAAUUCGCAAAAAGUCCUUUUAGAGCCACAUCAUAAAGCCGAAAACAGACAGAUUGUACUUAUGUUAUAUUUGAAGCCAAAAUUUGAUAGUAGACCAAUUCCAUGAAAUUAUAUAGGGAAAAAUCAAAUGAGAAGAAUUUAUGAACAUAACUAUCAUGAAAGUUUAGAUUAUAGCUUCCUACAAUACGAUCAAAUUCAUAUUUCAUACACUAUUUUGAUUUUGUGACGUGACAAAUCUUGCGAAUCCUGAUUUUCGCACAGGAAGUUACAACUAGCCGAUAUUAACAAGAUUCUUGUAUGUUUUCAGGAAAACUGAAUAUACUGAAAUCUGAAAACAGAAAUCAAAUUCGUAAAUGUGGAAUGAAUAAUCUAGAUUUUGGCAUCUAGAAUCUAGAAUCCUAUAUUCCUGGAAUCUGAAAUCUGUAAUUUGAAAUAUGAAUUCUGGGAACUGAACUCGGAAAUUAAAAUCUGAAUAUUAAAUCUCGAAUUUGGAAUUCGGAUUUCACACUUUGAAUCUGGAACGGAUUAUCUGAAUCUAUAAAGAAUUCUGGAUUCUAAAUCUGGAAUCCCAAUUGGCAGUUUGUAUCAGAAGUUUGAAAUUUCAAACCUGAUUCUGAAUCUUCAAAAUUCUGUUAUCUUAUUUCUGGGAUCAGAAAAACAAUUUCGACUUGUUUUUCUGAGUUUCGGAAUUUAGAAGAUUGUCUUGAAGCCGAAUUUGAAAUAAGAAAUCUGAUGGAUUGAAUUUGGAAUCUGAAAUUUGUUCCGUUCCGUGUAUGUUUUAAAGAGGCUUUAAAUUUUUCAGUUCAUUCGCCUCUCAAUUUUAAGUCUCUAGUAAGCCUCCAUCUUUCCAAAUCCUGAGGAUGAUUUUCGGGAGUUUAAACAGUAUGUUCAAUAAAUAAGGGAAUUUUUAAGAUAUAGAACGAAUGAACAGUUAGAAGUGCAACUUCAGAGUAAUUUUUUUCUGUUUUUGCAUCAAAAAAAUGUGAUAAUUGAGUAAUUUGGCAUCAUUUAAAAGAAGCUGGAAGGUCAUGGCAUGGUUUAAUGAAUAGGGGCUUCAGAUUUUGAACUGGUCAGCUUGUUUACCAAAUCAAAAUCCUGUCAGGAACUUAUGAGGAGUGAACGGACGAAUAGUAGACGCAGCUUACAAGCAGUAUGAGUGAUUUGAAGAGCUUAAACGAGCAAUAUCCUCCACUAUAACAUGACGUAGAUUGGUCGAAACCACCCCGAAAGGGUUAUGUGAACUGAUUGAGAACUAAGGAUGAUCUACGAAUUAGAAACACAUCGUAAUUCAUGUUAAAUUGGCGUUAGUUUUGUAAAGUAGUGAGAGUUUUUCCAUCUAGUUCUAUAAUUAUGAAACAAUGGAAUUUCUGUUUUUUUUAAUGUUUCGCGCCUGAACACAACAAUAAAGUUGAAAUGGCUAGUCUUAUAAAUGAAGAUAGUGAUUGUACUGUGCACUAUAUACUUCAAUUCAACCGACUUCUUACAUAUCUCUGGAAACUCAGAAAAAAUGAGUGGUUCUAUAGUUGUGAACCGCAGUGUAUGUUUGAAAGUUAUUUUUUAUUCGAAAUAAUCUCCAAUUUAACUCAAUAGAAUAACUCAAUAUCAACCAAUUUAUGCAUAGACUCUUUCAUGUCAUCAAAGGCGGCUCGCACACCGGAGCAAUAAGCAACUCGCAAGCAACAAUACGCAAUAUGCAACAGGUAACAUAUUUUUGUGUACUUCGCAUACUAAAGCAAUAAAAACGCCUGAUAUUAUACAAAUAAUCUGUUUGAUGAACGAAACUUGCCAAAUUAUGGGCGAUAAGUUGCUAGCGACACGACACGUCGUGCUUAUUGCUCCGGUGUGCGAGCCGCCUAAAGGUAUGUUCUUUAACACCUGUGUCACGGUUGCUUGAAUGGCUGGAAAGUCAUCGAAAAAACGUUCCUUUCAUGGCAGUUUUUAGUUUAGGGAACAGAAAAUGAUAGAGUAGGAAAAUAUGGAUGGUGGUCGAUGAUAUAAAUCUGUUUUAUCAUCAAAAAUUCACAAACUUAUCAUGCAAUAAAAACAGCUGUUUCCCCUCUGGAUAUUCAGGUCUAACACGAACAAUUCGCGACCACAAACGAUGUAAAAUAGUAUUCUCCAUUAACAGUUUGAUCUUCUGGAACAAUUCCUUGUGUACAAUACCGUUGGAUUCGUUGAACGUGAUCAACAUUGUCUUGAUUCUGGUCUUCUGAAAACGCAUUUUUGUUUUGUUUACUCGCCUUUCGACUUACAUUCUGCAGAUUGAUGCUUAGUUCCAGGGUCAUAUUUAAAGCACCAUAUUUCAUCACCAGUUAUGAUCGAGUCGAGAAAAUCAAUUACUUUCUUCUGGACGACCAGGUCUUUCAUCAUCAUUUAUAUCUUCACGAUCAUUUUGAAAUCGUUUCAACCACUUAUGAACUUUUGAACGAACUAAACAAUAAUCACCAUACACUUUUUGCAUCAAUUGGUACGUCCCACUAAAUGUUUUUUCAAGUUUAACACAAAAUUGAUUAUUUGCUCUUUGUUCCUGUCAUUAAAAAGCGCGUAACUUUUUAACCUGUCGAUCAGUUUACAUAAAGUUGGCUGCGUUUGAAAAGUGAGACCUUCACCUUUCUAAUGCUAUCAACAUUCAACAGAUGGCGUUACGUGUUCCAUGAUUUAAAUAAAAAGUCCCCUUAUUUAUUGAACAUACUGUGUAUGAGCCAAAUAUCUUGCUUAGGUCUGUAAAUGAAGCACUUUGAGCACUGAGCGUCGCAAUGUCUCUAGUGAUAGAUACUGCGAUUGUCCGAGGUUUGAGAUUAAAUGUAAUGGAUUUUUGAAUACUGCCUUAGGUGUCACCAGCCUUCACUUUGUUCUGAUUGGAAAGCAUUGGAUGGUUUUAACCCUUUCACUACGGCAGUGUGCUCCGUCGGAGUGCUACCGCUGUACGGAUCGUUGCGUCGAAAAGUAUGAAUAUCGCGCUGGUGUGAUCAAUGUGCAGUAUCAACCUGAUGUCGUCUAUAGACGACACUCGUAGAGAAGGGGUUAACUAUUGAAAAUCAAGUGCAAAGAGCCAUUACAAAGUAGACAAAUUGGAGUCGAGUAAUUGAGCAAAGGGUACAUGCUUUCAUUAAAAUUCAGAGAAGUUUCAGGAACUGGGUAAGCUGAAUCAGAUAAAUCACAAUCAAAUUUAGAAAAGACGAUAAUCUACCAAUCAACGAACAAACUUUAGAAUCGAUAUCUCACUUAUGAAACACUUCUCCUUUAGCACUGCUUUGCAUAUAAACUUAAUAAUGAGCUCCAUAUAUAACCCAAAAAAUUCAUCAAAUCAGAAUCACGCGUUCAAGGUUGAGUUUUUAUUCGGCUGUUUGAUACCAUUGCGAGAAAAUUGACACAGUGCGUGUUGAAAAGAUAAGUUAAUCCUAUACAACUACAAUAAUUUUAAAUCUAAUCACACAUACAAGUAUACAAACAGAACAUAAACUCAUCAAAUUUCACAGAUUUCGGCGCAAAAAAAACAUACGAAGACCACAAAAAUGUAUGUAGCACACUCUCGCUGCGCAUAGUUUGAUGUGCUUAAACUAAACAAGCAUUAUAUAAGGAAGUUAAUAAAUUGAACAAAAACUA
Toxorhynchites rutilus septentrionalis is the source of this 15243-nucleotide messenger RNA. It is a transcript of the gene Lrch, whose product is annotated as leucine-rich repeat and calponin homology domain-containing protein. The record is from RefSeq and is a predicted model, not a curated record. Gene Ontology annotation, molecular function: protein binding. The transcript is spliced from 10 exons. NCBI's taxonomy places the organism in Eukaryota, Metazoa, Arthropoda, Insecta, Diptera, Culicidae. The coding region runs from base 759 to 4505 and encodes 1248 amino acids.